UUGCCGGUUGUAGUGGAAUACGUUCUCCUAUACUAAGUACUAGCUAGCUAAAUUAAUUGACAGCCACAAAGUUGAAACAAGAAGACUGGUCCAACACUUGUCGCCAAGAGGCAUGCUUGUCUUCCCGAAAGCCAUUCCAAGCCAUGCAUGCAGCGAGACGAGCCCUCGACCAUCGAAAGAGAUGGCAAACAACCAGUAUAUAACCCUACGCAUUCUCGCCUUUCCUCCUCACUCCCGACAGGAAGAGAGACACAUGCACCAGGAAUCAAUUAGCGCUCAGCGUCAACCAUGCCCGGUCUGGCUCGCUUCAUCCUCCUCCUGCUCCUCGUCCUCGCCGUCCCCGUCGCUCAGCCUACCCCCUACAGCGACAACCUCCAGGACGCGUGCAACAAGACGUUGUUCCCCAAAGUGUGCAUCCAGGCGCUGACGGGCAACCCGGAGACCCGGACAGCGGACGCGCGCCGGCUGGCCGAGUUGUCCGUGAACUUCGCCAAACAGGCGGGCACCAAGGUGGCAGCGCUCGCUCACAACGAGCUCAACAGUGUCAAGGCGGAGGACGUCAUGUUCAAGUGCCUCGACAGCUGCUCCGACGACAUUGAAGAGGCGGUGGCGCACCUGAGCGGCCUCAGCGGCGAGGUCACCGACAGCAAGUUCCUCGAGGUCAAGUCAUGGCUGUCCGCGACGCUGGGCGGCUCGUCCACCUGUGAGGAGAGCUGCAAGGACGCGCCCGCCAGUGAUGCCAAGACGUUCUUCGUAGCCAAGAGCAUCGAAUUCGAGAAGCUGCUCCGCGUCACGCUCGACCUCAUCACCGAGGCCUCCGGCUCCAUGUCCGCGUCCGGCUCCAUGUCCGGCGACGUCGCGGUGCCGCCCACGCCGUAUGAUGGCAGCGCUUCAGGUUCCUAUGUUGCCAGCGCGCCGGGCUCCUACAGUGUCAGCGCAUCCGAGUCGUCCGAGAGUGCCAGCGCACCCGAGUCGUCCGAGAGUGCCAGCGCAUCCGAGUCGUCCGGGAGUGCCAGCGCACCCGAGUCGUCCGGGAGUGCCAGCGCGCCCAGCUCCGAAGCACCAUCCGCUGAUGCGUCGGCGCCGGCCUCGAACGCACCAGCCUCCGAGGCACCGUCAGCUGGCGCGCCAGGCCCCUCCUAUGGCUCCAGCAGCGCACCGAGCUCCGAAGCACCAUCCAGUGAUGCGUUGGCGCCAUCCAGUGAUGCGUCGGCGCCAUCGAACGCUCCAACCUCCGACGCACCAUCAGCUGGCGCGCCAGGCCCCUCCUACGGCUCCAGCGCACCGAGCUCCGAAGCACCAUCCACCGAUGCGCCGACGCCCUCGAGCUCGAACGCACCAACCUCCGACGCACCCUCAGCUGGCUCGCCAGGCCCCUCCUAUGGCUCCGCCAGCGGGCCAUCUACCGAUGCACCGUCGCCAUCCCCAUCGGACGCCGACGCGCCAUCUUCCGGGUCUGCCGGCGCGCCAUCAUCAGGGUCGGCCGGCGCACCAUCAUCAGGGUCUGCCGGCGCACCAUCGUACGGGUCUGCCGGCGCCCCGUCCCCGUCCGACGCCGGCGCUCCUGAUGCCGACUCACCUGCAUGAGC
This is a messenger RNA of Triticum urartu, 1589 nucleotides long. RefSeq lists its product as uncharacterized. The record is from RefSeq and is a predicted model, not a curated record. Gene Ontology annotation, molecular function: enzyme inhibitor activity. Gene Ontology annotation, biological process: negative regulation of catalytic activity. NCBI's taxonomy places the organism in Eukaryota, Viridiplantae, Streptophyta, Magnoliopsida, Poales, Poaceae.